This is a messenger RNA of Helianthus annuus (common sunflower), 1873 nucleotides long. Its product is annotated as UDP-glycosyltransferase 88B1. Gene Ontology annotation, molecular function: UDP-glycosyltransferase activity. The coding region runs from base 8 to 1552 and encodes 514 amino acids. Lineage: Eukaryota; Viridiplantae; Streptophyta; Magnoliopsida; Asterales; Asteraceae. The transcript has a single exon. The record is from RefSeq and is a predicted model, not a curated record.
UGAAUAUAUGACAAAAAUGAUAAGUCAUCCACUUGAAUCACUGGCUACAAAAUUGUCAUCCAGCCUAUACUUUCAGACCACAUGCUGCUUCAGUGACUCUUAUUUCCGUUAUCUUGUCAAAUCUUUAGCCUGUUUCCAACAAACAAAAAUGGAAUCCUCAACGGUGGUCAUGUAUCCUUCUCCGGGAAUCGGCCACCUGGUUUCAAUGGUGGAGCUUGGAAAGCUCAUCCACACUCACCACCCUUCACUCUCAGUCAUCAUCCUCAUACUUACAGCACCAUAUGAAACCGGCGCCACCGGUAAGUACAUCAACACCGUCUCCGCCACCACCCCCGCCAUCACGUUCCACCACCUCCCCGCCAUCGCUCUUCCACCAGACUUCUCUUCUGAAUUCAUAGACCUUGCUUUCGGGCUCCCCGAGCUUUACAACUCUGUCGUCCACAACACACUCGUAGCCAUCUCACAAAAAUCAACCAUUAAAGCAGUCAUCCUAGAUUUCUUCUCAAACGCAGCUUUUCAAGUCUCUACAAAUCUCAGUUUACCAACUUACUACUUCUUCACUAGUGGUACUUUUGGUCUCUGUGCGUUCUUGUAUCUUACAACGCUACACAAAACCACUUCUAAAAGCAUUAAAGAUCUGAAUACUUUGUUAGACUUUCCUGGGGUACCUCCCAUCCAUUCUUCCCAUAUGCCUACGGCUAUAUUUGAUAGGGAAAGUAACUCGUACAAAAACUUUAUGAAAACUUCCAACAAUAUGGCGAAAUGUUCCGGUAUCAUCGUUAACAGCUUCUUGGAGUUGGAGGAAAGAGCCGUUGCAACUCUGCGGGAUGGUAAAUGCAUCACUGACGGUCCAACUCCGCCUAUAUAUUUUAUUGGGCCUUUGAUCGCUAGUGGCAGUCAAGUAGAUCCUAACGAAAACGAGUGUUUAAAAUGGCUGAAAACACAACCUAGUAAAAGUGUUGUGUUUUUAUGCUUUGGGAGUAUGGGUGUGUUUGAGAAAGAACAGUUGAAGGAAAUAGCUGUUGGCUUAGAGAGAAGUGGGCAAAGGUUUUUGUGGGUGGUUCGCAACCCACCCUUAGAGUCGAGUUCAGGUGCUAAGGAGUUUGAGCUUGAUGAUAUUCUUCCUGAAGGGUUUUUAACCAGGACUAAGGACAAGGGUCUGGUAGUGAAGAACUGGGCGCCUCAGCCUGCAAUACUUGGUCAUGAGUCGGUGGGUGGAUUUGUGAGUCAUUGUGGGUGGAACUCGUCGCUUGAAGCCGUGGUUUCUGGUGUGCCAAUGGUGGCAUGGCCGUUAUACGCAGAGCAGCAGAUGAAUAGAGUGUAUUUGGUUGAGGAAAUAAAGGUGGCACUAUGGUUGAGGAUGUCGGCGGAUGGGUUUGUGGGUGCGGAGGCGGUGGAGGAGACAGUGAGGAAAUUAAUGGAGGGAGAGGAAGGGAGAGCAGUGAGAGAACAGAUUUUGGAGAUGAGUGGUGGGGCGAAGGCUGCGGUGGAGGACGGUGGUUCCUCGCGACUUGAUUUCUUGAAACUAACGCGACCUUGGACCGACCAGUGAGUGUUGAUCGUGGUGUGAUUGCCGAUUGGUGAUCAUCAUAUAAUAUUUUUUUUAUACUUAAGAAUGUCUAUCAAAGGGCUUGUAGUCUAGCGGUACCGAGAGAUAUGUUAGUUAAAUAUUUCUCGUGGUUGAAGGUUUAGUAGUUUGGCAAACAAAAUAAAAAAUUUGGCAAGUUCUCGGGUUUUCGUAAUCAAAUGUGUAGAUUUAGCCAUCAAAUUUGAGUGUGUGUGACAUUGUGAGUUAGUCAUUCCAAUUUAUUUUUUUUCAGAUAACAAUGUAUCCCUUUUGUAACUUUAUAUAUAUUCUAUGAAUAUUAUGUAA